UUGUAACAUCUGAACGUCAAUUCACACGCGUCUGGCGCUGAAGGUUUUGCGCUUACUAUGAGCGCUCGGCGGCUUGCGUCGCUGCUGCCCAAAUCAUGCUUGGAGCUAGUAGUCUGGGGUCAGCCGCGACUGUUGGGCGCGCUGGCCCAGAGUGAGGCAGCGCUUGAUGGCAACUGUCGACCCUCCACAUCCUACAGCCCCGCGGAGCCUGCCACGAGCCUAGCCGUUCGCCAGUACGCUUCCAGAGCUCAGCUAUCUUCAUCUAGCGUCACGCAGUGGCGGACGGCGCACACCGCGGCGUGCCCACAACACGGCCCCGCCUGCGCGCACGACCACGCGCACCACCAGCAACCCCAGCAAAGCGGCGCAGCCAGCGGCGCCAAGCCGGCGCCGCGGAGAGUGUUGACACUAGAGGAGGUGGAGAAGGCAUGUCGUGGCUGCGACAAACUUGUGAAGCGCGGCGGGUUGGUGUGCAACGGCUGUGCGACGGUACAGCCACCUGACGAGUCGCUGAGUUACUUCGAGCUCUUCUCACUGCCGGACAGCUCAUUCGACAUCGACCCACAACUGCUGGAGAAGCGCUACAAGCAGCUGCAGUGGAACCUGCACCCAGACAAAAUGGGGCACAAGCCGCCGCAGGAGCGCGAGUUCAGCGCGCAGCACGCCUCCGUCAUCAACCUCGCCUACUCCAUCCUCAAGUCGCCGCUGUCGCGAGCCAACUACCUGCUGGCCAGCAAGGGCGUGAACGCGGGCGAGGCGUUUGAGGGAACCAUCGAUGACCCAGAGCUGCUCAUGGAGGUUCUUGAGGCGCGAGAGGAGGUGGAGGGCACGGAUGACCCCGCAGCGCUGGCGCAGUUGCUGGCGCACAACCGGCGGCAGCAGGAGGGGCUGGUGGGACGCCUGAGCGCCGCCUUCCGGGCGGGCGAUAUGGGCGCCGCGGUGUCGCUGACGCACCAGCUGCAAUACGUGGCCAAGCUGGAGCAGGAGAUUGUGAAGAAGCUGCCGCAGCUGUGAGGAGCUCAGGGGCCUGUCGGUAGGGCUGCGGGGGGUGCGGUUGCGGCAAUUCUUUGAGGCUGUGGUUGACGGCGGAGACGGGAGAGCGCCAUGCGUUGGGUGGGUGAGGUUAGAGAGUUGGCUGGGUGGCAGCGGCUCAGGGCAGGGGCACAGUGGCGCAGUGGGUACACAGGUUGGGUUGGGAUUUGGACAGGAGCUCGUGUGAUUCAAGGAAGUGGCAACCAGUGGCAAAUGAUGGAGCUGGACAUUGAGUGGCUCAGUGAGGCGCGUGCUCAGCAGGGGGAGAUUUGUGGUUUCACCUGCUGUGACAUAUUGCAUGACCCACAAUGUCGGCUGGCAUGCUGCGGGGGCUGCCGCGCUGCGAGGCCACAGCCCGGGGUGCUGCAGUAGAGCAGUAGUGGCAUGACUUUGGCUUGGGUUGGCCCGGCUGGCGUCUGUCACGUCGUUGUCGGUGUCGGCUCACUGCUUGGUUGUGAGAGAAAUAUUCGACGGCUGACCGGGUGUAUUGGCGAACAUGGCGCGCGAGAGUGCCAGAGCGCGAGGCCAACACUGACGUGCGAAGUGACUUCCUGUUAAGCGCUGACUUAUCGCAGCGCAGUGGAGAUAAGUCUAGUUAUUGCGACGUAACUGCCGUGUUGCGUUAGAGUCACGCACGGCGCAGGACGCUCGGGUACGUGCCUGUGCAUGGGGCCGAACCGAGCUGGGUCUUGUACGCGUCAGGAGCACACGGCGCCUUAUCUGCCGUUGUGCUUCUGUACUGUAUUUCGGAUCGUCCCUCUGCCGGGACGGUGACCUCAGUGUGUCGCACUUAAACGUUCCCUACAUUUCUGGACUUUCUUUGCAAUCCUAUACCUGGUUCUAACUAUACUUUACCAUGUCUGGACCGAAUAAGCGUUUAAUAUACACUCAGACGGAGUUGCAGCGCUUUGUUGCGCGAUCCUGCUCAAUGGAACCCCUUAGCUUGAUCACGCUCGCUCUCUGAUCGUAAGGGAAUGCCCUUCGACGCUUCUCUGGCGCUUUGGACCACGCUUUGGUUCGGGGGCCGCAUUCGGGAGCAAAUCGGAGCAGAGCGGAGCUUUCAAGCGGAGCAAAGGCGCGCGAAGCGUUGCGGACAAGGCGUUCGGCAAGUCACUGAAAGCAAAAGGGCAUGCACAGCUGUGCGGGCGGGCUACUUGCUUGCCAUGCGCGGUCCUGCUUGCCGUGCCUUCGUGUCUACCCGUCGCUUUACAGUUCACAGCUUUGUGCAAUACCUUUCAUCUUCCAUCGUGCCACCCCCACCUCCCCAAGACCUCAGGGCUUUUGGCGCGGUACUUCUCCUGUCUGCCUAUCCAGGCCGCAGGGCCCGCGUGCCCUUGGGGAAAGGGCGUGUGUGCCGUUGGGAUCCGGCCUGUGCGCCGCAAGCAACGGGCUUUGCGCCCUUGCCUUAUGGACAAUGGAUGGCAUACGUGCCCUUAUGAUACGGCCUGUGUGCCGCAAGCAAUGGGCUCCGCGCCCUUGCUUUAUGGACAAUGGACGGCAUACGUGCCCUUAUGAUACGGCCUGUGCGCCGCAAGCAACGGGCUCCGCGCCCUUGCUUUAUGGACAAUGGACGGCAUACGUGCCCUUAUGAUACGGCCUGUGUGCCGCAAGCAAUGGGCUCCGCGCCCUUGCUUUAUGGACAAUGGACGGCAUACGUGCCCUUAUGAUACGGCCUGUGCGCCGCAAGCAACGGGCUCCGCGCCCUUGCUUUAUGGACAAUGGACGGCAUACGUGCCCUUAUGAUACGGCCUGUGUGCCGCAGGCAACGGGCUCCGCGCCCUUGCUUCACGGACAAUGGACGGCAUACGUGCCCCUACGAUACGGCCUGUGCGCCGCAAGCAACGGGCUCCGCGCCCUUGCUACAUGGACAAUUUACGGCGUACGUGCCCUCAUAAUACGGCCUGUGCGCCGCAGGCAACGGGCUCCGCGCCCUUGCUUCAUGGACACUUCACGGCGUACGUGCCCUCAUGAUACGGCCUGUGUGCCGCAGGCAACGGGCUCCGCGCCCUUGCUUCAUGGACAAUGCGCCGCGUACGUGUUCUUAUGAUACGGCCUGUGCGCCGCAAGCAACGGGCUCUGCACCCUUGUUUUAUGGACAAUUCACGGCAUACGUGCCCGUAUGAUGUGACCUGUGUGCCGCAAGCAACAGCUCACCCUUGCUUUUGGGUAAUAGAUGGCAUACGUGCCCUUAUGAUACGACCUGUGUGCCGCAAGCAACGGGCUCCACACUCUUGCGUUGUGGAUUAUAGACGGCAUUGAAAUGCUUACGUGCCUUCGUUGUACAUGCCUUUGCGUUGUGGACAAUGUGUGGUCUGAGCGCCACGUUCGGAUACGGCGUGUGUGCCGCCAGCAACAGGCUUUGCGCCUCGCAUCAUGUGUCUUGCGAUAUUGCCCGUGUGCCGCAUGCAAUUAUGCUGCCUGCCCUGUCGUUAUGGACGCUUCGACUUGUUGCGUGCCCUGCUGCGUGCCCUGUCGCAAUACGCCUUGAGUGUGCCGUGCACGGCAAGCCUGCGCCUCGCUAUUGCUUCGUGUUGACAACGGAGCGGGCUUACGUGAUCAUGCGUCACCCUGUACGUCUUGAGGUCCGCACGCACAUCAUACUAUCACGCGGCAUCACCAUUGUAGUUUGGCUGACGCACCCCAAGCCAACCUAUAUGCAUUCGAUGUGUGCGCUAGGCCCAAGUGCCGAAUUGUGGAGUUUUGUGCAGUUCGGCCAGCAUGCUAUUGCCAAUAACAAUACCG
Messenger RNA from Chlamydomonas reinhardtii, 3774 nucleotides. RefSeq lists its product as uncharacterized. Gene Ontology annotation, molecular function: protein-folding chaperone binding; ATPase activator activity. The record is from RefSeq and is a predicted model, not a curated record. NCBI's taxonomy places the organism in Eukaryota, Viridiplantae, Chlorophyta, Chlorophyceae, Chlamydomonadales, Chlamydomonadaceae. Gene Ontology annotation, biological process: protein complex oligomerization; [2Fe-2S] cluster assembly. The transcript has 4 exons. Bases 58 to 1014 code for a protein of 318 amino acids.